Penicillium nucicola is the source of this 1113-nucleotide messenger RNA. RefSeq names its product Zn(II)2Cys6 transcription factor domain-containing protein. The transcript has 3 exons. The record is from RefSeq and is a predicted model, not a curated record. Gene Ontology annotation, biological process: regulation of DNA-templated transcription. NCBI's taxonomy places the organism in Eukaryota, Fungi, Ascomycota, Eurotiomycetes, Eurotiales, Aspergillaceae. Gene Ontology annotation, molecular function: zinc ion binding; DNA-binding transcription factor activity, RNA polymerase II-specific. The coding region runs from base 1 to 1113 and encodes 370 amino acids.
AUGAUCCAGUCGAGUAUGUCAUGGCAACCAAAGCUUCGCCCCAAGGGCUUUCCCCAUAGCAUUGACGACUUUGCGGCAAUGGCCUCACUAUCGGAAUUGGAACAUCGGACCAGGACGGGCGAGGACAAACGCGACCAGCGUGUCUUCCGGGUCAAGCGCAAGCAUGUUUUAAAGGCGUGUGAUCGCUGUCGCGUGAAAAAGACCAAGUGCGACGGGAAACAGCCUUGCAAUCGCUGCUCACUAUACAACCACCCAUGUUUGUUCCGCGAGCGAAAGGCUACUCAGACUAAAGUAUACUCUCGAGGCUUUGUCGAAAUGCUCGAAUCCCACCACUCACUGGUAGUCAAGGCUCUGCAGAAACUCUACAAGUUCUGCAUCAACAACGAAAGCUUCCCUGGCGAGCCACUGGCUGAAGCACCGGACGGCCACCCUCUAACGCACGCAAUUCUUGAUCGACUGGGGCUAAUCAAACAAGCUGAGGAGAACGCCGACGAACCAGAUGAGGACUCCGAAGAUCUACGAUACUUGCGCCUGUUAUCAACGUCGACAGAAUGCAGUGUCACGGCCGAGCCCUCCCCUGAGCCAACGACUCCCCCAGAAUCUUCGCCUACCACCUUAUCACACUCAACAUGCCCUAUCCCUACACCCAUUCCGAGUCGCAGCAGCGCCGCCGGAAACUGGCAGUGGGAUCUUCAGCCGGUCCAACAACCAAGCUACAGCUACCCUGACGCGGGAUACCAUGACUUGAUGACCAUGCAGCGGUCAUCCAUGAACGCAUCAGAUAUGGGUACUGAUGUCUCGCCUCCCAUUGAGUUAUCGGCCGGCCCUUCCAGUCUCCCGCUUCACCCCCAGCAUAACCCCUCAUUUUCAUAUGUUCUUGAUGGCUGCUGUGAUCAUGCGGUUGGACAGCCUGAUGUCAAACCUGUUAUGACUCGACAUCAUAGUCUGAUGAAUACGCACCUGCAUUCGAACCCGCAUCCCCGCUCGCAUCCGCAUGCCAAUCCUCUAGCGGGCGAUUUGCCUGGUCAAAUGAUCGACGAAUUUCAGUUUCAGGCACCUGAUGCCGGGUUCUAUCAAGGCUUUACACCUGGCUGGUCUUUCCCCUCUGGGUAG